Molecule: messenger RNA, 1008 nt
Organism: Paramuricea clavata
Lineage: Eukaryota; Metazoa; Cnidaria; Anthozoa; Malacalcyonacea; Plexauridae
Source: the annotation of a GenBank genome assembly
AUGGCGUUCAUCGAAAGCCUUGUCGACGUAGAAUUCGUAAAGGAUUUAGUAUGUAGUCAAGGCAAAACACAUGAGGAAGUUUCAAACAUUUUAAAGGAGAUGUUUCCUGAAACAACUCGCGGGCUAGGCGAGAAGAGUGUGUACCGCUUUUGUAAGGAACACGGAUUAAGAAGGACCAAAUCUGACGCAGAACUCGAUGUUACUGUGAGAAAUGCUGUGUCUAUGGUAAGCGUAUAUUUAUUCUUUUAAAUCCGGAGAUAGUUCGAGUAAGUGGGUUGAAUUAUACAGGGCUUAGGAGGGAGGUAGUGCAGCUAGAAUGGUAGGGGGGUAGUGCAGCUAGAAUGGUAGGGGGGUAGUGCGGCUAGAAUGGUGGGAGGGGGUAGUGCAGCUACAAUGGUGGGAGGGGGUAGUGCAGCUACAAUGGUGGGGAGUGUAGAUAUUUAAAAUUGAAGAAUGUAUAUUAUACCCAACCUACAGGCGUAGGGACUCCCCGCAUUGAAGUAUAUACACACAUUAAAGUAAAGGACCAACUUUGUAUAACUCCUUUCAAUCUCCAAAAGCCUUGUCCGGGGGUGGGGUGAACGGAGAUUGUGUAGAAAAAGUUUGUUGGUAAAUUGAUUGGAAAUGGUCGGUAAAUUGAUUAAUGAAUAAAAUUGAGUUGGCUGGUAAACGUAGAGGAGCAGCCCACCAGUUGAAAGGGUCCUUGUCUACGACGUUCUCUUCUGAUUUCCAUGAAUAUUUUCACUGAUGUGUAUGUAUGCUAUUUCAGGUUGGUCCAGUAUAUGGAAGGAAAAUGCUGAAGGGAUUUUUGGACAGUAGAGCUAAAAUAGUAGUGGCAUCCGAAAAACGAAUUGGUUCUUCUCUUGCCAGAGUCAAACCAGAUAACCAUAGAAGGAGGCAACAGAACAUUGCCAGACAGAUAAAUCCUGCUCCAUAUGUUGCUACGCAUUUUGGUCACAAAUUACACAUGACCAAAACGAGAAGCUUGUCAGAUAUGGUGCUACUCAU